AAACACUAAAAAACAGAGGAACUUGAGUUUGACUUCUCUUCCGAGUUCAACAAGAAACACAGAGGUCUGAACUGAGAAACACCACCACGACGGUACUCUGAUCGCCCUCAAAACGUACCAAUGGCAAGCAGAUACACUUACGAUGAUUCAGCAGCAACAGUAGCAGCUGCGCCUGGUAUAUCUACUGUAUCAAGCUCAGACGCGUCAAUAAACGACCAGGAUCGUUGCCGGCCUACCCACCAAGUCACAUAUUCAGACGAUGAAGACUACCAAUAUGCGUAUUCCGACAAUUACGACACAGCAUCUUCACAUGGUGAGAAAUACUAUGAAGUGGCAUAUCCUGAUGACCAAGAUUAUAUGGAUGCAUAUUCAGACGAUGAUGAUGAUGAUGAACAUGAACAUGAAAAUUUCCAGGAAUUAUGCUCAGAUGAUAACGAUUACGACACAGCAGAUGAUGAAUAUGAUGAGGAAAAGCCAGAUGAUGAUUACCCAAAAACCAAGGUUUCCAGCUGCCUUCAUCAACCUUCUCUCACAGGGGAAUCUGAACCGUAUGCACCCUUAACAGAUAGCAUGGAGGUACUCAUUAGAAAACUGAACUCUCCUCUCUUUAGAAAGAUCUCGAGUAUGGCGGCUGAUUUGGGAGUUGAAGAAGGAAAUAUCACCAGGUGUUCUUAUAUUGAAACUCUAGUGAGAUUGAAGAAAGCAGUUUUGGGUGUUCGGUUUGAGCUCAGUGAUGCACAAAAUAGGAAUUUGGGGGAAUUUGAAUUCUGUGGAAAACUCGGAGAUGUGGCUUGCAACAUUGAUAAGAUACUGGACGACAUUGCGUGCUCUGUUUUGCGCUCAAAUCUGACAAAAUUGGGGCCAGAGCAAGAAUCCAGGAUGGUGGAAAUUCUCGAUAUUACCAUUGAUGCUUACAAGAUGAAAAUGAAUGCAAGCAUCUCCGAAUUGGAAGACGCAGUAGAAAAAUUGAAAGGGAAAACUGAAAAUGAAUCACGAAGACGCCGGAUAUUUGAAGCUUUACCGGAAAAUUUGAAGAGGUGUGUUUUUUAUGCUUGUCUGUUCCCCAAAAAUUAUAUAUUUGAGAAGGAUACGUUGGUCCAGUUAUGGGUGACAGCAGGGUUAAUUGAGGCCGGAAUAGAACGAAUGGAGGAUCCUGGUAACAAGUAUUUAAGGGAAUCAUUGUACCCUUAUUUCUUCGAGGAGUCAUCACUUGAUCAUGGUUACACAGUACACGAUGAUGUCUAUGAUCUACUACAUCUACAUCCUGGCCAUGAAUUUGCUAGAGUGGAGCAUGACAGAUUCGAUUGUAUCACUGAAAACACUCGAUUUUCGUCUUUUCUUUGCGGGGAUUUUGGUCCUGAAACUCUUGAAUCCUUGUCGAAAGCCAAGAUACUACAGACACUUCUGUUACUACAUGACCAGAGAAGAUGCAUGGAGCAAAUUCCAUCUGAAACGUUUUCAAAAUUGAGAUUCCUCCGCGUUUUAGAUUUAAGUGGGACUCACAUCUUGAAGCUUCCAAGUUCUAUCAAAGAAUCAAAAGAUCUGCGUUACCUCGAUCUCUCCAAUACUCCCAUCAAUAAGCUCUCGAAAUCAGUGGGUGACCUACAAAAUCUACAAGUACUGAAACUCAGGCAUUGUAAGAAGCUUGUCGAGUUACCCAAUACCUUUAGAAAACUCACCAGCCUUCGGUAUCUCGAUUUCGAUGUGAUUCACCAGUUGACUUCUAUGCCUCCAGGAAUGAGGAGUCUGAUAAAUCUGGAAAAGAUGAGCGGGUUUAUUGUUGGAAGAGGGAACGAAUUUCAAAUCCAGGAAUUGAAGAAAAUGAAAAGGCUUCGAGGAUCAAUUUGCAUUUCCAAGCUCGAGAAUGUGAGAGGCCGCGGCGGAGCUCUGAAGGCAAACCUGAGGGGAAAGCGACAACUUCUAAACCUAGAGUUCCGAUGGAGUAAGUUAGAGGAUUCAUCUGAGGAGGUCCUUGAAGGCCUCGAACCCAACGAAAACCUCAGAGUGUUGAAGAUUAUAAGCUACGGUGGAGUGAAUUUCCCAAUUUGGCUAGGGGAUUCAAAAUUCUCUAAACUUGAGAAAAUCUCUCUGAGUAAUUGUAGGAACUGUACCCGUCUCCCUCCUCUAGGACAACUCCCAUCGCUGAAGUCGUUGUCCAUGUCGGAAAUGCAUGCAGUUAAACAAAUCGAUCAUCAGUUUUGUGGAGAUGAGUUCAUGAAAGCAUUCCCAAAAUUACAGACAUUAGAAUUUGAUGGCAUGUCGUGUUUGGAGGAGUGGACGGUAAUCAAAGCUGGUGAAAUGCCUCUUCUCAGUAAACUUACCGUUGUUGACUGCCCCAACCUGGUCACUCUUUCAGUGCUUUCAUGCUUCAAAUCCCUUGAACAUUUAGAAAUAAUUUUUUGCCCUAAGCUUCAAUCCUUACCAGAGGGAGGACUUCCAGAAAUUAAAACAUUGGUUAUUAUAGGGUGUCCAGUACUUGCAGAAUGGUUUACCAAACAAGGCAAAGAUAGGAGCAAAAUAGCAGGCACCCCAGAUAUAUGGAUUGAUUACAAACAGGUCUCCACAAUAAACACUACAGAGGAGCCUACAGAUGAAAGAACCAAAGCAGAAGAUGUGGCAAUUGGUCAGACUGAAGGGGAUUUUCACAACUUGACAUCUCUACUUUGUACGGAACAAAGGGACUUCCUCGUGCAGAACAACGGAAAGCAAGUUAGAGUUCAGGAAUUUAUGGGAAAAUUUGUGGGGUUGUAUUUUGCAGGCUGGUGGCACAGUGCAGUUCAUUGGUUCACCCAAAUUUUAGUAGAGACCUACAAUGAUCUCUACCAUAAAAAUGAUUUUGAAGUCAUCUUUGUCUCAUCAGACAAAGACAAUGAAUCAUUCAUUCAGCAUUUCUCCAAAAUGCCAUGGUUUGCUGUUCCAUUUUCUGAUGCCAUGACCCGUGAUCGACUCCAUGAAGUGUUCAAAGUUAACAACAUCCCAAGCCUUGUGAUACUUGAUAAGAAGGGAAGGGUUUCUAGUUAUAAUGGUGCUUGGAUUGUCAGGGUACAUGGAGUACAAGGCUAUCCAUUCACACCAGAAUGGAUAGAAAAGCUACAAGAGGAUGAAAAGGUAGUGAGAAAGGAGCAGUCCUUACUCUCUAUCAUGACUUCCAUUUCUGAUCACUUGAUUUCAAAUGAGAGAAACAAGGUUCCCAUCUCAGAGCUUCAACAGAAGGUGGUGGGCAUGUAUUUCACAACUACUUCUGAGGUGGAAUGCCUUGAUUUUACUGCAAAACUCGUGGAAGUUUAUAAGGAACUGAAGAAUAAAGGAGAAAGUUUUGAGGUCAUUUGGAUCUCCCUAGGUAACAGUCAAGAAUCCUAUGAAAAUGGCUUUAGAAAUAUGCCUUGGCUUGCCUUUCCCUUUGAAGACAAGAGCUACAAGAAGUUGUAUCCAUAUCUUGAACUUACAACCCUUCCAACUUUAGUUGUGCUAGGGCCUAAUGGGGAAACACUCAAUUCCAAUGCUGUUGAUCUGGUCAGAGAAUAUGCUGCUCUGGCCUACCCAUUUUCACAGAAAAACUUAAUUGAACCUGAAGAGAUGGGGAACUUAAAUCCCAAUCAACAGUCACUUGAGUCAAUUUUGGUUUCUGGAGAAAAAGAUUUUGUGAUCAGAAAUGAUGAUGCUAGGAUUCAUGUGUCUGAACUUGUUGGAAAAAGUAUUCUGUUCUAUUUCUCUGCACAGUGGUUCCCUCCUUGCCGUGUUUCUCUACAAAAGCUGAUUAAGGCAUACCAUGAAAUUAAGCACAAGGAUGAUGAAUUUGAAGUGAUAUACAUAUCAUAUGAUACUGAUCUUGCAUCAUUCAAGGAAUUCUUUUCUGGUAUGCCAUGGUUGGCACUCCCCUAUGGUGAUGACAGAGAGAAAUUACUUAGUCGCAAAUUCAAGAUUGAAGGCAUCCCUACAGUUGUAGCAAUAGGACAAACUGGAAGGACCAUCACAAAAAAUGCCUGGGAUCAUCUUAUGGUUCAUGGUGCUAAUGCUUACCCCUUCACAAGUGAGCACUUGAAGGAGAUGGAACAAUAGGCACUUGGAAUAUUUGACAUCUAGGUGUAGAUGGUAAAGCACAGUCUUCAUGUGGAGCAAAAUUCAUUCCUACUAAAGGAUAGAUCUGUCUUGGUUACAGGAGGGAGAUUUAUGAUUCUACCACAUCGAACCUUGAACAAGCUCUCUGCUUACGAGUCACCCAAGGGCCUGGAGUCAGCUGGAAAUGCAAAACCAAGGGCUGGUUGAUAAUCUCAAGGAUAGAAGAAUCUGGACUAAGAAAUUGAAAAAAUUACAGAAAGUACGGACAGGCCUAAUGCAGAUUUCAGAUUCCCACUGCAAAGCUAUAA
Messenger RNA from Nelumbo nucifera (sacred lotus), 4367 nucleotides. RefSeq lists its product as uncharacterized. Lineage: Eukaryota; Viridiplantae; Streptophyta; Magnoliopsida; Proteales; Nelumbonaceae. The record is from RefSeq and is a predicted model, not a curated record.